CCAAAUGUUUCACUACGGCAAGUUUCAUUAUUGCACAAGGAGGAAACGUGUGUGUACGACAUUGUAAUCACUUGUGAAGAGCAAGUAUGUACAGACGAUUAAUAGUGUCAGUCUAUCAGACUAGAGGUUGUGCAUUACAUGUGUACAACCGUGAGUCAUGUUUGAGGUCAUCAAAAUGUGACAGGACACUACCAAUUUGCCGAGCUGCAAAUGGACGGGUUUCCAAUGCAUUUGGAACAAGCUCAGUUGCCUACUGUGAAAGGAAAGAUGAGCCACUUGUCCUCAAGGACAAAAGUGUUGUACAGGGUGGUGUACAGAAGGAAGCAGUCCAGGUGGUUGGAGAAAAGUUGGUUGAGUUACAAGAUCAUGUUAAGAUGAUUGCUGAACCGAGCGAGCAGAGCGUGAGUUCAGAAAGGGUUCCGGUCCAGGAGAGUGAGAAUGUUGAAAUUAUAGUAAAAACCAAAAGGUUUGACCAUAAUCUAGACACGAAGAUGGAGAGAGUAGCAGAGAACAAUACAAUUCAAGCAAUAUCGACUACAACAGAAUGUCAGCCAAUUCUAGAAGUAAAGAUGGCAGAAAUAAAAAAGGGCUUGAAAAUGGAAGCAAUCACAACAGCCAGUAGAACAGGAGGGGUCGACCAAAACCCAGAAGAUACUAUGGAGGUUGUAAACAAGUGUGAAACAAUCACAAGGAUCCAGGUUAAAACAGAAGAGGCAGCAGAAUUAAAUAUGGUGGGAGACAAAUUCGUCCAGCAGAAGGCAGAAAAUCAAAGAACAGAUAUAUUUCCCAAGGAGCAAAUUCAAUCGGUGAAGAGUGGGAAGGAAAGUCUUCUGACACUUCUUGGGGAAAUGAAAGUUGACGUGACCAACAAGAGGAAGCUAAAGGCCUUGAAGAUGCAGAGGAUCUCUGAGCUGGCUGCCAGGCCCAAGACGGACACUAUGGAGAGCACCAUCAGUAUGUUUCAGGAGGCCCCUGGCAUGGCCAAUGCCACAGCACCAACCCCCAGACAGACGCUAAGCCCCGAGUUGGUUGCUGCAGCCUCUGCUGCUGCGUCCACCCUGCCCAACAAGAGCAAAGCCGAAUCAGAGUUGCUGAAAAAGCUGAGACAACAUGAGGCAGUUGGAGAGGCUCAGAAGAAUGGAGACAACAUUGGGGUUAUCAUUUCGGACAUGAAGGUGGGGAAGAGGCCCAACGGCAGGCAGAAUGCACGGCCGACCAAUCAGAUCCGCUUUGAUGAUGAUGGGCAUGGCUACACCAAUGACAGGGGCAUUACUGCAGAGCUGGAUGGUGGCCUACGGAGGAGGCGGAGUCUUUUUUCUGGGAAAAAGCUGAGCAUCUUCACACCGGGCACUGAAGCAGAGGCAGACAAGGACAUAGCUUGUCCAACCCUGUGGGACAUUGACUUAGCCAAUAAGGUGGGUUUGUCAGCCACUCAGUUGCCUCGUAACGGUUUCGAGGAGAUGAUCCAGUGGACCAAAGUGGGCAAGCUGUGGCAGUAUCCAGUCAACAACGAGGCUGGUCUUGAGGAGGAGGCCCAGGUGCCCUUCUAUGAACACGUGUUCUUGGAGAAACACUUGGAGGAAGGAUUCCCUCGACAGGGACCCAUCCGACACUUCAUGGAGCUGGUAGUCUCAGGCCUGGCAAAGAACCCCUACUACACGGUCCAGCAGAAGAGAGAUCACAUUGCAUGGUUCAGGGACUACUUCAGGCAGAAAGAGGAGGUCCUCAAAGAGGCAGAGGUUUACCUAAACUGAACUGUUGUGGUAAAAUAGACAAUAAACACUUGGCUGACAUGGCUGUUGGACUCCUAUGGCAUGACACUGCCUCUCAAGGAAGAGGCUGGACCAGGCUCCCUGAAAUGUCAUCCAUCACCUAGAGAUGGGAUGGUAAACACUCACGUUCCAGAGAACAAUUGAAGUUGCUUAACAGAACAGGUCCCUUAAUUGAAUGUGUUGGGUUCCCAAUGUUGUUCAAAAACUUUGUGGCAUAACAUGCUGUCCAUGCUUCUUUUCCGUUUACUGAAGAGAAGGUAAAAACUUUGUUUGCUUUGGACAAGUUUUUGUACCAUAGUUCCUUGUAGAAGAGUAACAUUUAAUUUAAUGUGCAAAUUGAAAUUACCGCUGAGCAAGAUAUGUGUUCAAAAUAUUUGUUGUUGAACAGCAUUGGGAUGUUAUUGAAAUAAAACCUUUUGUUUCUAAAA
This is a messenger RNA of Esox lucius (northern pike), 2200 nucleotides long. RefSeq names its product mitochondrial ribosomal protein S31 (gene mrps31). The record is from RefSeq and is a predicted model, not a curated record. Gene Ontology annotation, molecular function: structural constituent of ribosome. NCBI's taxonomy places the organism in Eukaryota, Metazoa, Chordata, Actinopteri, Esociformes, Esocidae. The transcript has 6 exons. Gene Ontology annotation, cellular component: mitochondrial small ribosomal subunit. The coding region runs from base 87 to 1754 and encodes 555 amino acids.